ACGCACGAGUUUCGCGUCGUCGUCGUCGUCCCUUCGGAUCUUCGUCGUCCGGUGAUGCGAGUAACGCGAGUAUCGGUAGCGGAGAGGGUACGGGCGAGGAGGACGACGACUCAACGGGCAAGAAGAACCAAAAGAAGAGGGGCAUUUUCCCCAAGGUCGCGACCAACAUCCUCAGGGCGUGGCUGUUUCAACACCUAACGCAUCCAUACCCAUCGGAAGACCAGAAGAAACAGCUGGCACAGGACACGGGGUUAACGAUUCUUCAAGUCAACAAUUGGUUUAUCAAUGCAAGGCGUAGAAUCGUCCAGCCAAUGAUCGAUCAGAGCAAUCGAGCCGUAUUCCCGACAUUGUCCGCAGGUCCGUCGGGUGCUUAUAGUCCGGAGGCGACGAUGGGUUACAUGAUGGACGGACAAGCGGCUAGCAUGAUGCACCGACAGCCCGCCGAAACUGGCUUUCACAAUCAGUACCACUAUCCUGAAUAUUACGGGCAUCACUUAUAAAGCUGGAUGCACGCGUAGGCGAAUGGAAGACGAUGAUCGCACGUCAUAGCGAAGAGAUGGCAGGAUGGAGCACGAUUGUCCUAACGCGCAACCCGGAACCACGUGGAAGAGAGUCGCGCGCGAUCAAGCAGCAGCGGAAAGACCGAGCGAGAAUCGAUCGACUCACGCCUCUCUCGAGCCACGCUGAAGAACUACCGUGAAAAUAAUACGAAAGCGGCGUCAAAGAUUUUUAAUCGAGCUAAGCCGACGAUUCUUGCCCCGCGUUCAGGUGCUCGAGGCUGACACUCGCGUGUGCGUGCGCGUGUCCAAGCGACGCCGCAUUACGAGACCGAUAGAAUGCGAAAUCGAGAGAUGAAUUUGAUAUUUAAAAACGAUUUUAAGUAACAUACACAUUUUAAAUACACGACAGGUUUGCGGUGGUGGGUCAACGCGAGAGCGCGAGAGCGCGAGAGCGCGAGAGAGCGAGAGAGCGAGAGAGCGAGAGAGCGAAAGAGAGAAAGGAAGAAAAAUUCAUGUGAUUGUUCUUUGUACAAAUAUUUGCGAUGUAAUAUUGUAGUGAUUGAAGAUAUUAAAUGUUAAAUUUUAAUACGAUCGCAAUUGAGAGACUAUAUAUGUAAUGAACAUAGUAAUAUAGGCAAUUUUUAGCGGGCAUGUACAUUACAAUGGACGAUUUUUUCUCGCGCUGCGAGCCAAACACAAAAACAAUUAAAAUAAUGAAUAAUAGUAAUAAUACAUGAGAGAGCGAGAGAGCGAGAGAGCGAGAGAGCGAGAGAGAGAGAAACAUGGAAACAUGGAAAAAUAGUAAUGAAGACAUCCUCCACGCUUGGUCCAGACGUACGUGCGCGAAUCCGAUAUUCAUGUCGAAUGAAUUGGAGAGUGGAAGAGAGAAAGAAGAGCGAGGCUCAAGGUGCUUAUAUAUGAAAAUCCGCCUCGAGAGAGAUAUUAGAAGCAUAGAGGUUAUGCGCGAGCGAGCGCGAAUUGCGAAACUCUAUGAAAAGAGGCGACUGUCGACUUGAGGCGUCGAAUUUGUCGUCCCGUUUAAAAAAACGGAUCUCCUCGACGCACGCAAUAGGAACAUUGAAUCUGUACAGUUCUUACCUUAUAAAUAAAUUUACUAACUAAACAGAAGUAAACUAUAUAAAUAUUAUAAAUAAAUGAAUCAACAUUGAAGAAGGAACAUUAAGCGAUCGCAGAGCAAAUGGAAGCCCCUCCAUUCCUGCAACGGCUCUCGUGUAUGUAUACACGUAAAUUUCGACCCGAGCAUUGUAUAGUAUAUAUACAAAAAAACCGAGGAUAACAAUGUUGGAAGGUGGAUCUGAGAAAUACACGAGAGAGAUGGGGGCUAUACAAAGCGAAGCGCUCAAUUAAGAAAAAAAACAACACAACCUAGGAGUUAAUUUAGAGAGUUAACGAUUACGAUUUACUAUAAUAUAUUGUGUAUAAAUAGUUAAUUCAAAUUUGGAGUGCGCGAGUAACGACGAAAGUGCGUGAUGGUGUGUGUGUGUGUGCGAGCGACAGUGAAGGUGCUUGACUAUAAACAAUAAAAAAAACUUUUUCUUUUUUUCUGUGAGAGAAUGCAAGAAAUUAUGCAUUAGUAUGAGCGGUGUAUAAUAGAGUAUACAUAUUAUAUAUAGUACGCGAGUAGCAGGUAUCUAGGGCCCGAAAGUACAUCUACACACACGAGUCCACAAUCGGUUCGUCGGCAGUUUCGUUUCUUUUUUGUUUUGUUUUUUUUUCUUUUUUUGUAUUGCAUCGUUACUCUAUCCCGGAGAAGAAGAGAAGAAGACAGAAAGAGAGAACAAGAAUAAAAAAAAGUGAAGCGAAAGGGGGCAUCGGAACAUCCAAUUUUCUUUUUUUUUGGCGCACGAAAUCUACGAAGAUUUUUGCAUGGCAACCAGCACACAUAUAUACAUAUAUACAGAGAAACACGGAAUGAGAGGAAGAGAGAGAGAGAGAGAGAGAGAGAGAGAGAGAGAGUGGAUCGGCAACGAAGCGGCUCCCUCUCCCGACUGUACCGUGAGAAUGGAAAGAGAGAAAAAGACAACGAGAUCUCGAUUUAAUCCCAUUUAUAUCCCUUCCCCCCUGCAGUUCUUCUUUCGUUAAAGUGCGCUUACUCUUGAUUGGCGAUUCGUCAAGGUCAGUGUGUUUUUCUUACCUUUUAAUUUAUUCGCGGCAAUGCCAGCAGCAGCUGAAAGCAUUCGAGAUUUUUACUACGUUCUACGGAUGAUCAACAACAAGAUCCGACGGCUAAAACGAAACAGACGUCGAACUUUCAACGCCCAUUCAAUUCGAAGAGAAAGAGGGAACGAGUGACCGAGAGAAAGAGAGAGAGAGAGAGAGAGAGAGAGAGAGAGAGAGAGAGAGAGAGAGAGAGAGAGAGAGAGAGAGAGAACGAAUGCAAGAGAAAAAGAUAGAGAAAGCGAGUGCAAAAAUCUUGUGCAAGUCCAUUCUUCAUCUCUUAGAUACUAAAUGUCCUUGAUAUACGUAAGAGUGUGAAAGAAAGAGACAGAAGCGCAUCUACAUACACAACACAAAGGCUAAUUUUGAUGAGGCUCUCCUGGUGAUGACCACAUAUAUUCAUUUUGAAAUGUAUAGCAAGGAUCGACUUAUCAGUGACGAGAAACAUUUGUUUCAAGAUUUUCAACUAUUUUCUAUCGAAAUUGCGACGUUGCUUUAACAACGCACCGGAAAUGAUCACCAGUGAAGUUGAUAUCAAUUUUAAAUCUCUCAAAAUUAUAUGUCGGAUAGCACGGUAGCAACGGAUAUCAAGCGAACGAUGUACUUUACGUAAGGAUAGUUCACCGUCGAGUUGAGGCACAAUCGUGCGUCACUUCGAUUGAUUUAAUCUCAUUUAGAGAGAGGUACUGAUCACAUCGAUUGAUGACUUCAUUCGAGAGGUUAACGUCAGACAAACGAAACGAAUCGUCGCUUUGGUUUUACGCGUUACGUGACUCGGCGUUUUAGUAUACUGAAAUGUAAAAAAUCAGUGGAAAUUGAUGUAUACCGAAACUUUUAUGUAAUUAACACUGAAAGAAAAAAAGAUUCACGUCUGAUUAAUUGGAGAAAGAGAUCAUCGAACGCGCGAUCGUGACUUGGUAACAUUUAGGUCACACUUCAAUUAUGCCCAUGCUGACGAAAGAAAGAUAUCGAUCUUCCUCCAGUGGAUCAAGACGCGUUAAAAACUUUAUAAAAAUGCCUUUGAUGGUAGCCGAAACUCCUGGCCCGCAAACGACGAUUAUCGCGUAUACGAGCUGUGCGCGUUAUGAAUACCUUUUAAAAAAAAUGUACGCAUACACGCAAGCGCACGCGUGUCAAAAAUCGCUCUGACAUUCUUGAAGAGAAGCAAUCAAUUUUAAUUCAAUGGGAACGAUCUAAGCAGACAAUCAACCGUUAGACAUGCGUUUAUAUCAAACAAAAGGCGGUUUUUUAAUCUUUUGGCCUCGUGCCGAUCGACUCGCAAUGAACGGGCAACUUUCUUAUGAUUCUGAUUUUUUAAAUUAUUGAAUUUAUUGAAAUAGAUUUUAAAUUUUGUUGUAAGCCCGACUUGUGUGGAUCGGUGCGACGUCGAUCGACCAGGGGAACAGGAGUUUCGGUUUCGUUUUUUUAUCCUACAUUUACAUCAAAUUAUCUUAUUAUGAAAAGAAAAAUUAUCAGGCGGAAUCGGAUCAAAUGUAACUAAUCAAUCGCAUCGUUGCUCGGUUAUGGCUCGAAAACUUUUAGCUAAUUCACAUUUGUCGAACUGUCUAUUAAUUUUUCAAUAGUGCAAUCUUUUUAAUUGUUGAAUUAAUCAUAAUUUUAUAUAAAAAAAAGAAACAUAGUAUUAAUAUGUUUGGUAGAUUUUAGUAACUUAGGACGACGAGCUAAACAAUCGAGCAGUGCGAGAAUUCACAGGGGAUCCGGGUUCAAGUUGAUCGUCGAAAGUCAAACUACGGCUGCCUUUUGUUACAGGGUUCAAUAUAGAAAUAUUAAUUGAACUGUAUAAAAAAUAUAAAUAAAUUCGGCAUAGAACAAUUAUAGAUAAUCAGGAGAAACUUUUCAUUGUAACUGUUCAGUAUAAUUAUAUGGCUUUCGGCACCAAUUCCACCUGGAUAUCCCAAUUUUAACGACUGUAUACGAUUUUACAAUAAACACUAUUGUCCUCGGUAAGCGAUAUAAAAUGAAUAAUUUAUAGAAAGCAAAUUUUUACGAAACAAUUUACAAGAGAGAUACGAUGCGAUCCGACACUUUGGCUGUUCGUUUAAAAAUGAGUUCAUUCGAUUGAAUCAUCGCCUUAAAAAUGUAUACGAAGUAACAGUUAAGCUAUCUAAGUAAUAUACACGUUAGAAGGUAUAGAAAAAGAGAGUACACAGAGUUUUUAUCAGCAGUAGCAUCAUCGACUCUAGUGAGUGGAGAGAGAGAGAGAGAACGAAAGAAGAAAAUAGAGCAGAUGCGGGUGAGUGGUGUCGUAUGCAUGUGCGAGCGCGAGAAAGAGUGCAAAAGAGAGAUUAAGCGUACCGACAACAAGAAAUUAAUAAAAAUGCUUGAUCGCAUGAAACCUUACCGAGUGAGUGAGUAAAAAUGUGUUUGUGGUGGAAUUCGUAACAAGAAAUAAAACAAUGAGGAAACAAAACACGCUGUAUAAUUAUUAUAUAUUGUGUAUAAUUAUGAUUACCGAUCGUCCGAUUUUCUUGCGGUCGACGUUUGAUGAUCUGCCACGAAAAUAGGGCUUGAUUUUGCGAAGGGAGAAAAAAUUGUUGCGAUCACUAUUGUAAACGAUUAUGAUAAAAGAUGAUGUAUAAAUAUGAUAACAUUCAUUAUAUCGGUAUGAAAAUUGACUUCAUCCAGUGUUUAUUUUCUUUUUGCGCAUUGUUCGAAACCUUGUCUUCAUAUACAUUUUUUCAACAGCAACAACAACUCACCUGACAUACCUUGACCAGUCGCAUUGCAUCACAUCGACAACGUGAUCGAGAGUAAAAGUGCUAAAGAUCAAAUGUUUUUAACUACUACACUCAUGGAUUAAACGCUUGUUCUCGUCGCUAUUUAAUCGUUCGCUUCACGGUUGUAUUGACAUGUAGACGUACGGGAGGAACCUUUCUGCGAGCAAACCUUGAACCAUGUAUACGACUCGUACCUUGACUAUGAGUAACAAAAUAAAUCGUGAUCGCGAGGGCAACAAAGGAAAAUCGAAUUUUAGCCCGGUUCGGAAUACGUGUAUAUUGUACGUAAAAAAAUAACACGUGUUCGAUGAUUUUAACGUGCGAUUUUUCUUUGCUGCUGCAAUGAAUAGACGUGUACAUCAGCGUAGAUUUCGUGCAAGAGUAUCGUCACGCGCGAAGAGAGAAAAGGAACAAGAAUAGAGAGCAAAUGUGAACGUUUAUUUUGUCAAUCUUACGCGAUUGAGUUGCAGUACGAGAGAAGGAAACAAAAAAAGUGACACGAACGUCAAGCUAUUAGAACAAUACCGUGAAGACAUCUCAUUCUAUUGUUUAAUGCGACUCCAUAUAUAUAUAUGGAUAUAAUGAAACCAUGCAAAGAUGGCUAAAAGAGACCGGGAGACGAUCUGCUUUGGCUACCUUAUUGCAUGGCUUUAGUAUACCCCUAUCUCUGGUUACGUAUUAGUCCAUAGAAUUGUACAGAUGCGACGAAUCGAACUAUACGUGUAUAUACAUAUACAUGUACAGCGAUUCGCGUGACGCGCUCGCGCUUGACUGUAUAAUAGCCGUAUGCAAACGUGAACGAGCGUUUUCUCAUAUGAUCAUCGUGUGUGUCACUCGUUUCUAACGUCACGCGGACGACACAUGCACAUUUACACACAUACACACAUUUCACUUUAUACGAGGCAGCGAAACGAAAGAGCGAGAGAGUUUAAAAAAAGAGAAACAAAAGGAUGACGAUGUCAUGGUGGUCUAUGUUAGAAAAGUGUCCAUUGUAUAGUGUUUUUUGAAAAACGUGAGCAUUAAA
Molecule: messenger RNA, 6440 nt
Organism: Phymastichus coffea
Lineage: Eukaryota; Metazoa; Arthropoda; Insecta; Hymenoptera; Eulophidae
Product: homeobox protein homothorax-like
Exons: 6
Biological process (GO): eye development; animal organ morphogenesis; embryonic pattern specification
Molecular function (GO): DNA-binding transcription activator activity, RNA polymerase II-specific; RNA polymerase II cis-regulatory region sequence-specific DNA binding
Source: RefSeq, a predicted model, not a curated record